GUGGGUUUUCUGAAGCUCGAGUGCGUCUCUUAAUUUCGGAUGAAGGGAACGAGAAGGGAGGGAGAGGAGAUUUUAAUCACUCCUGUCGCUUUAAGGACACAUAUCAAAGCCUUAUUAUGCGAAUUGAAAAUACCAUGAGCCAGUGAGCCAACUGAGCAGCCAGGGGGACGGACUGGAGUGGAUUUAUAGGGGAAACUCAACAUUAUCUGAGCUGGAAGAGACCGCUUCAUCGCCUUGUGGAGUUUGAUUUCACACUGGAUGGUUGGUUUAUUCGGACGGCUCGGGUCAUUUUUUUUUUUCUUUCCUCCUUGGUGGAAAUAUUGCGCAGAAGUACAGCUCUCUCAGACUUGGGAUUCUUUACCCCCUGAAGCGAGGAGGAGGAAUAUCACUUAAAAACUCAACGCGUCGCGUGCGGGGAUUAUUCGCCACACUCGUACGUUGUUGUUUCGGACGGAUAGUAUCCCGCGAGCUCCCUCUCUGGAUCUGACAGCCCUGGAUCAUGGGUUGGGGUGGUGGAAAAGAACAACGGCCAGCGACAUGAUUCCUCUACGCUGUCUGCGGUACGCUGCGUGGUCAGGCUCGAACAUCGCUGGCUAUGAUUCCCGUGCAACAAAAGUUGCGAGGCGGCUGUAAUGCGCGGAUUUUUCCACAGUUUGCCCGUUUUGCACCUGCUUUUACGGACGCCGCGUCGACACUGUGCGGAUUCGUGACGGAAAAGCGUGCGUAUCCGCGCCGCUUCGCCCGCUCCCUCGCCGACUGUGCGGGAUACUUGAACAUUUGCCUCGCCGUAGUGGAAAUCGGGGGGGUUUGUACUCAAGGUCACUGAGUGUUUUCAGGCGUUAUUUGCCUUCCCAUCCACACUAGCGCACACAGACGCCUUCGCGAACACACACACACAUAUACACUCGAGCGCACGCGCACAUGCUCGCGCACGCGUACUUGCUCACGCACGCGCGCGGCGCUAUCCGCACGUUAUAGCGCAGCCUCUAAUUCUCAGUCCAGUGUGUGUUAUUUGUUAUUAUACGGUUCCGCGAGUCUGUGGGCGUGCACGUCCUGUGGAGUUUUUUUCCCCCUCCUCUUCUUCUUCUUUUUCCUUUUUUUUUCUGUUAUUUUGACACUGCAUGCAAGCUCUUUCCAAUAACAUGGAUGGGAAACUGAAGCAGGGUCGGAGAUGCCGGGCCAAGCGAGAGAGGGUGCGGAGGUUGCGGGAGCCGGGGAGCAAAGACGCCCGCAGCCCCGAGCCCAACUCCUCCUGUUCUGACAGGGAGGGACAGAGUCCCGGGAGAGACGCCGCCUCCCCGGCCGCUAAAAAGACGCCUCACCCCGCAGCCGCAGCCAGAGCCCCGCGCCCCCCUCGGAGGAAGAGACGGGAGUCCAGCUCGCAGGAGGAGGAUAUCAUUGAUGGAUUUGCUAUUGCCAGCUUCAUCAGCCUGGAACGUCUGGAGAAGAAGACCGGUGUCAUGAAGAAGGAGACGAAGGAGUGGUGGAAGGAGAAGAAGACGGCAAAGCGGCAAAAGCAGGAAGACGAGGACAAGGAGGAGGAGGAGGAGAAUGUCCAGCCGGCAGUGGACCCUCUGGAGAACGGCUUCCUGCACCACGCCCAGCGGGAGCAGGAGAGGAUGAACGAGAGGCUGCUGAAGAAGACGUACUCCAAGAAGAACAAAACGGUAAGCGUCUACUUCUGGGUUGUAUGGCUCCAGUCUGGCCCACUUGAACAGAGGCCAGGCAAGGUCUAAAGUGUUGGCUGUGGGUAGAGGAGAGGUCUGACGGGGAGAGAGUGUUGCCUUUUUUUAUUUUUAACCCUUUAAGAUUUAUGAGUGAAUUUACUGACCUUUCACUCUUUGCUGUCUUAUGUGACUCUUUAGUAGGAUGUUUCGUCAGUAGUUGUUGCAAGGAUGUUAUAUCACAUUUCUGGUUUGCAAUCUGCAGACUUUUUUUAUUUGAUGGGUGCUUGUGCUUACAUUUUCUGGAGUGGUCAGUAAGGUCAGUAUGUUGAAUAAACCAUCUUUCUUUGCAAUUUAAAGUUCCAUUUACUUUCAGGUGAACUUUCACACUUGUGUUCAGUUACUGGCAGUUUUUAACAGGCUGUCAACAAAUAUAGCCAUAUAUGUUAUAUUUAUCCCUAUCAACUUUGAUCAGCUUCCCUAUUCAAUGGAAAGCAUCCCCCACAGCAUGAUGCGUCCACUGCCAUGUCUCACAGUGGGGUUGCUUUGUUCAGGAUGUUAGUUUUCAGUCAUCGUUAGUGUUUCCUAUGUUGACUAAAAAAGAUUCUGGUCACAUCUGACCACAGCACCUUAGUCCAUAUGUUUGCUAUGUUCCCUACAUGGCUUGUAGAAAACCUUAAAUACAGUGCACCCCAAAUACUGCGGUUCAGUAUUUGCAGAUUCAAUUACUCACAGAUAUGUACUGUGGAGUUUAACUCCAAAUUAUUCACACAAAAUUUGCCUGUUUGCUGAUCUUUUGUAGAGCAUAUGAAAAAAAUCCAGCUUGGAAAACUGAAUUACCUCAGUGCAAUGCUAAUUAACACUCUAUUGGCUGGUGUUUGCUAAACAGCCAAUCCCUGCAGACCAGUCAUUUACUUUGGCACUGAUUGGCUGUACCUUCAAGAGGAGCAAUAAGGAAGAGUGCAGAGACGGUUUCCACUGUUCACAUUCAUUUAUAUUAAGGUAUAUUUGGUGUUUGAUUUCUGAAAAAUAAGCACUUAUGUUUGUUUUUAGCGCUGGCCUCUAAUACUUGUGGAUUUUAAGCUAUUCGUGGGCGGCCGUGGUACCCAUCCCCCUGCAAACACUGGACAUCCACCACACUUGUUAUUGACUUUCUUUCAACAAUGAACUUCCUCUGAAGUUCAAAGGGUACGAACAUUUUUGACAGGCCUUGUAAAUGUGUCCUGAUAAAAUGGGUGUUUUGGGAGUGUACUCCUCUGCUCAUUUAACUUAAUAAAACAAAAGAAGGAAACAGAUGAGAUUGACUGGACAGUCGCAUUGAUGGGGGGGAAAUCAGGCACACAGCAGUUUUGUUCUGUCAUUAAGAAGAACCCUGUAAAAUGUUUGUUUACCGCUGAGCCACUGGCUUCCAGAACUGUUUGUCUUUCAUGAACAAACUGAUAGUUUGCUGCCUUCAGGUGGGUUUCCACUCCAAUCCCAUCCCUAUUUUCCGUCCCUGCAUAAGUGGCUUUCUGCUUGUGCCGAUAGAGGACUGCCAAUAUCCUAAGCUUUAAGCACACUGCUGAGCCCACCAAGUCUGAGUCUGUCCCACUGAGAUAGCUCAUUUAUGUGUUAACAGUUUGUUUAAAUGGCGGAUGUUUUUAUGCUCUUGUCCGAAGCCAACAUCCACUAUAGGGCUGUUGAGGAUAAGAGGGGAAACAUAGUCAGGAAGCCAAAGCAAAUAAUGAGGCAAUGUAGCCCAGAGGCCUCCACCACAGACGAAAAUAUCUCUCUCAGAUAAGAUUUCCUGAGGAAGUUAACAUGGCUGAAAACGUGUUUUGGCUGUGAUACUUAGUUUGCUGAGAAAGUAUGCGUUUAACUUGCUGCUCUCUCAUCCAGCGUGCAACGAAGCUUCAGCUACUGUAAAACCACAGCCCACUGCAACUUCUGCCAUUCUGAAUUUUAUGUUUUAGAGUCACUUAUGUUUUAGAUGUAAACACGAUCAAAUAAAAGAAUACUUGCUAAACAGUUCCUACAGGAAUCCACUU
Messenger RNA from Poecilia latipinna (sailfin molly), 3691 nucleotides. Its product is annotated as fibrosin-1-like protein. The record is from RefSeq and is a predicted model, not a curated record. The coding region runs from base 1122 to 1736 and encodes 204 amino acids. The transcript is spliced from 2 exons. Lineage: Eukaryota; Metazoa; Chordata; Actinopteri; Cyprinodontiformes; Poeciliidae.